Molecule: messenger RNA, 3978 nt
Organism: Sparassis crispa
Lineage: Eukaryota; Fungi; Basidiomycota; Agaricomycetes; Polyporales; Sparassidaceae
Exons: 17
Coding region: 1-3978 (1325 amino acids)
Biological process (GO): RNA processing
Molecular function (GO): ribonuclease III activity
Source: RefSeq, a predicted model, not a curated record
AUGUUCGGAAUCUGGAAAGAAGUCGUGGAAGGCUCACGACAAGCCAUUCCUUCACCCGCUGGAGAGGUUAUUGAUAUCAAGGACGAACGGAUGUGGAACGAAGAUAGCGCCCGCACGUCAUCAACUUCUUUUGUUCCAAGCCGUCGUACUCGCACCAUCGGCGAAAUGGACUUUGAUUUGUCGCGUGUGGAUGAAUCCAGUCGUCCUAGCAAAAAGCGGAAAACAAACCGAUCAUCUAGUGGUACUAUUUCUCCCAAGAUCGCGUCCGGAAACUUUCGAGUGUCGUCUUCAGCUGCCCUUACUGACGAAGAAUCGGAAAGAGUCACUGGUCUUCCCGCGGAACUGGUUGUACUCUACCGACGACACUGUCUUAUUGCUGCUGAACCAACACUGUCAACCAAGUUGAGGGAACUUGACACAGAACGGACAAUUUCGUCUCGGGUAUUUAAAUCUGCCUCCCAAGUCUUCUGUGAACUCGGAUCCUAUGCUGCGGAACUGUUCUGGCGGGAUUGGUCCGAGAAUAAUCAAAAUGCUACAGGACCCGCGGCACAAAUUUGUACCACCAUGAAGAAAUGGAAUGUUUCCCAGCCGCACUUUGAUGUUACGGCAUCCGAGUCCGACGUGUCCCCAAAGUUUGUCAAAUUUGUCGAGGUACUCAAAGGUUGUGCGCCUUAUGGUGAGACUUUUCGCGGUGUAGUCAUCGUGCGAAGAAGGGUCAUAGCGCAGGCCAUUGUGCGGCUCUUACAAGCUCUGCAAGAUCGUUCGGCAUUCAUUCGGCCUGCAGUCAUGACCGGUCGACAAUCUAAUAUCGAGGUCAAGGAUGAUGUUAUCCGUUCAUUUCGAAGGGGUACCUGCAAUCUUCUGGUGAUCACUAGAUCAGGAGAAGACCUGGAUAUCCCUAAGGCAUCGAUUGUAAUAUGUUUCGACCUUUUCGAGAGUCAGGUGUCGUUUGCAUAUUCUUGUGCUCUUUCCAUUGGACCGGAAAGUCAUCUUGUACACAUGGUUGAAAAAGACAACAGUAACGACAGACGCAUACUGUUAGCAAUUGCAACUGUUGACGACAAGAUGCGUAGGUGGGUGGAAAAGGUUGCGUCCAGCCCCUGCAGUGCCAUUCCUCCGAGAACUCUACAUGAGGCAUUGGACCCGUAUCUCUCAGAUAGUGACGAUGAAGCUGACGAAGCAGAUUGCAUUCAUGAUCCUACCACUGGCGGGGUGCUUCUCCCAAGAGAUGCAACUAGUGUCAUCUACCGAUUCUUGGCAGCUUCAGACGUUCGAAUGGACGACGCCUUAGAUGGACCACUGUUUGAGUUCCAGGAGCAUCAGUCGGGCAUUCACACGAACUUCACGUGUAGUGUCCAUCUUCCUCGUCGUUUAUCUGUGUCUGCAGUAUCCGGUUCCGCAUGCCGCUCAAAGGCGGAGGCUCGACGUGCAGCGUGCUUCGAAGCAUGCAGGCAACUGAUUAAUGCAUCAGUCCUCGAUUAUCGUUUCUUCCCUCAGCAGCACUGUUGGAUGACAACUACGGGGAUGGCUGAGCUUGGCGGCAAGAAUGUCAGCAAUCCUUCACUCACAACUAGCGGUACCCAUUCUUAUCCAAGGAGGCGUUCUGCGUUUUGGUCGAAUACCCUAUCGCUUGCCCGGGAUUGUUUGUACCCAACAAUCGUCUUGCCCGGCAGUCUGCAAGAACAACAUUAUGCUCCCGUCCUCAUCCUCACAAGGUCAUCUCUGCCAAACCUGCCCGACUUCUCCGUGUUCACUUCAGGCUUCAAAGCCACAGUCAAGCUUCUUCGCGGUGCUCCUCUCUACGUUGAUCAUAGUCAACUUCAUUUACUGCAUGCAUAUACCUUGCGGCUUUGUCGUGCUGUCUCCAAUAAGCCAUUCAAUCCUCCCAUCGAGAGCUUGUUGUAUUUCUUCGCGCCCCUAAGUUGCGCAUGGGAGAAUACUGGAGACACGCAGUACCCAUCGGUUGGCGAGUAUAUUCCAUGGGAGUUAGUCAAGCUUGCAGCAAAAAACUUCAUGGUCCCUGUAAUAUCCGACGAACAUGCAAUAGCAAACAUUGACGACCGUGUCGAGGAUGCCGUCAUACAGGAUAGAUGGAUUGAAUUCACCAAUCGGUUCUUCGUCUCUCGAGUCAGGCAUGAUCUGUCGCCCAUGAGCAAGGUCGAUGACAACCCACGUGGAGCAGAGUAUGCGAACUUUGUCGAAUACCUCAAGGCGCAUCGCAAAGGGUUUGAGGGUCUCAAAAUCCACAAGCAGCCUAUUAUUGAAGUAUCGCCGGUGCCCGUUGUCACGAAUUAUCUGACCCCAACUGCCAAACCUUUACUCUCUGCCUCGAAGUUGCCUGCCAAAUAUCUCAUCCCUGAAUUAUGUGUCAAGUUUACGAUACCAGCAAGUACCUUCCGGACGGUGCUCCUUCUACCAUCCCUUAUACACAAGAUAGACAAUCAGUUGCUCGUGAAGGAGCUGAAUACUAAAUUUUUCGAGAACUCAAUUUCGGACGAGCAUCUCCUUGCCGCACUCUGCGCUCCCUCUGCUUGCGCCGAAUAUGACUACGAGCGUUUGGAAUUGCUAGGAGACGCAUUUCUCAAAUUUAUGUCGUCUAUCUACUGCUACAUGACCAUGCCAUCGAAGAACGAGGGUGGGCUUCAUGCUUCUCGUCAGCAGAUCAUCAGCAAUAAAGCGCUGAAGUCUGGAGCGGUUCGUGUGGGUUUGCCACCCUAUAUUCAGAGCAAGCCUUUCGCAGUAAAGCUUUGGCAGCCUACGCUGUCUGACUCUGACGGGGGUUCCGCGAAAAGCACGAUUGCCGGAAACGAGAAGGGGACAUCCGAUGAGCUGGCAAAUCCCGGAGAAUUCAGCCAGUUAUCAGGAGCUGGUGUUCCCGUGAAACGUGGUAAACGGAAGAAACAACGCGAAGAUGUGAACAUUCAAUGGCUCGGAGACAAGACUGUAGCGGAUGUCGUUGAGGGAAUAAUAGGAGCUGCAUACUUAACCGCCGGCCAAGAACUCGCUCUGAGAGUGACAACUGCCCUGACAGGUGCUCUCAGGGAGAUUUCUCGGUGGUCAGAUUUCGCCCAGCAGGUCAUAGCACCUUCUCCUGUUGUCAUCGCCACUUUUCCAGGAAAGACGCAAGAAGCUGUAGAGGCUAUACUAGGGUGCAAGUUCAAGGAGCCGCGUCUACUGGCCCAGGCACUGACCCAUCCCUCCAUCAACGCACAACAUCUUUCCUGUUACGACCGGUUGGAGUUUCUUGGGGAUGCGAUACUCGAUUUCUUUGUUGUUCGCUACAUAUUCCAUCGCAAUCCUCAGCUGUCUCCAGGUGGUCUCACAUUGCUCAAGGCUGCUAUGGUGUCCAAUCACGCCCUAGCGGCCUUCUGUGUAUCCUCUGGAUUGUACAGGCAUUUCCGGCAUGCCUCUCCCGACCUGCAAACCGCAAUCAAGGCAUGUGUAGAUAAACUCGAGACUUACCGUGAAGAAGAGUGCGCACGAGCUGAGAGGGAGCGCAGGGAGGUCGGCCAAUACUGGUUAGAGGUUGACCCGCCGAAGGCUCUCUCGGAUAUCGUGGAGUCCCUCAUCGGCGCCCUUUACAUCUCAGACGACUUUUCGGAAGGUGGCGUCGAGGUCUUCUUCAACCACGCGUUGAGGCCAUUCUAUGACCAGUACAUCAGACUCCAAAGCCUCUCCCACCACCCGAACAAAACAUUAUUCGAGCUGCUGCACGGCGCUGGCUGCCAUCAACAUAGAGUAGUCAAAACGAUGGAUGGCGGGAUCUAUCGAUACGACGUCAUGGUCCACGAGAUUAUUCUAGCGACUGCCACAAGUUCAGCAACAGCAUCUGCGAUGCGUUGGGCGUCGUCGUGCGCAAUAGACGCACUGGAAGGAGACCCGGAGUUCAUGAUGAGAACCUGUGACUGCCGCACCGUGCAGACCAGUAAGAAAAUGCAGAAAGACGAGAGAAAAGUGCUCGGCUACGAGGAGGAUUGA